UUGACUGCCGCACAUUAAAGGUGGAACGGGAAAUUUCGAACAAGAAGCUGACUUCAGCUUCGUCAGAGAACACAAGUAAACGCUUCGUCGAGUGUCUCCAUAUUUAAGAAACUCCGUUUCCACUGAAUAUGAUAGCGUUUUUUCGACAUGUCGAUUCGCACUGGACUAAUAACCGAGGUUAUUUUUAUUUACUGAAGGCAAGUUUUACUGACGCGGGAGCGCGCAGUUGGUAAAACAUCUGACACUGAACGUUCGGGAGGGACUACAAUCACCGAGAAACGCUGGUAAUAAUUACAUUACCCCACCUCCUCACGUAAAACUAAUCCCGUCCGAAUAGGUGCACUUUUGUUGUCGGUUUUGCACAUAGGCAUAAAGAAAUGUGAUCGCCUGCUUCUCCCCUUUCAAAAGGUGUGAUUGGAUUUUCACACUUCUUAUUGAUCAUAAAAUCAAAUGCUUGUUCACUCAAUCACACUCAGAUGAUCAAUACUCUCUAAUGGGACUAGUCAUGUGAGGCUGAUGAAGGAACUCUCUGUUGGGGCUCUGUUCAGGCAGCAUAGGUCCAGACAUCUCCCAUCUGGAAACAGUGAAAAUGCGCAUAACCAAAUCUUGCGCAGACAAGACAAAUGACUCCCUCUGUUGGCAAAGGAGCAGCACAGCAAUCACUUUUCAUGACGUUGCUCGCACCCAUAAAACUAGGGUUCGAAAAGCUAUACACAAGUUACCUUAGCACCACAAACAACGUUUUAAGUUAAAAUCUUUGGGCAAUUGAUGUCAGACUUCGACAGUCAAAGUUCACACCUAUUAUUCAUAGUUGUUUCUUCCGUGGAAGACGACACUCUGUAGUUCUUCCUCUUCCAAAAACGCAGAACUAAAAACACCCUACCAGCAACAUUUUCUUCCUCGUCACAAGGAGCUAGCUAAAGGAUCUGUUCCUCAUCUCUCUUCCUCCCUCUCGGGUUGACCCACACACAUGUAUGCGCCAUUCGAUUUUUUUUUCUUCCGUUCAAGCAGCUCUGCGUUAAGAACGUCUUGGAGUACAGUUGUCUCUUUUUCUGAAGAACAAACACAGAAAUUCGUCUGAAUGACGGCUCUACAGUUUCGUGAUGCUUUUUGGGGGGCAGAUUUUUCUGACCGGUCUGGUUAUGAGGCUAUACUUCAGAGACUGCAAGAUGGCAGACGAAUGUGUAAGGAUGUGGAGGAACUACUCAGAAUGAGAGCAGUUGCAGAGGAAAAGUUUGGAAAAGAACUAGUGGCAAUUGCUCGGAGGACAGGAGGGCAAACUGAGAUCAGCACCUUGAGAGCAUCAUUUGAUCGGCUUAAAGCAGAAAUAGAGCACACAGGGAGUCUGCACAUCCAGCUUUCUGGAAUGAUAAAAGAGGAAGUUCAGAAAAUAGAGGCGUUCCGAGAACAUCAGAGAGAACAAAGAAAGAAGUUUGAGGAGAUCAUUGAGAAGGUCCAGAAACCUAUAGAGGCCUUAUACAAGAGGACCAUGGAGUCUAAGAGGUGUUAUGAGCAAAGAUGUAAAGAGGCAGAUGAAGCAGAGCAAGCGGUGGAGAAAAAAAGCAGCCCUGCCUCUACCCCUCUGAGGCAGACAGAAAAGGUACUAAACAGGGCCCGGUUGUGCAGAGAAGCAGCCAGACUAGCAGAAAAGCAGUAUAUGUGGCAUGUUGAUAAACUGGAAAACAUUCGUCAGGACUGGGAAAGCACAUACAGGAGCACAUGUGAGGUGUUUCAGCAGCAGGAGUCAGACCGCAUUGGUAUCUUGCGCUGUGUGUUGUGGGAUCAUUGUAAUCAGCUGUCCAUGCAGUGUGUAAGAGAUGAUGAGUGCUAUGAAGAAGUGAGGAAGAUUCUGGAAGAGUGUGACAUCGCCAUGGAUAACAACUGUUUCAUUCAGACAAGAAGGACAGGCUGCAGCCCACCUAAAUCUGUAGAGUUCCAGAAUUACUAUAACGCAGACACCAAUGGAGAUGCAGGUGGCACUACUGCACACAGGUUGCCUUGUAUAGAGCAGGAAACCCCUGUUGUUAACUUGUCUUUUUCAGUGGCUCCAUCUUGUGAGUUCACAGGAGUUGAUGAGCAUAUAAGCAGAGAGGAUGUCUCUACUGUGGAGAGCAGAGUGGCUGAUGAGGAGCAGUACAAAGUUUUGUAUGAUUACAAAGCACAGGAUCCAGAUGAGCUUUCUAUCACUCGGGGAGAGGUUUUGCUGAUAACUGAUCAAGGAGAGGAUGGGUGGUGGAUGGCUCGAAGGGGUGAUUUGGUUGGGCUCGUACCUGGAACAUAUUUGAUCAAACUCUGACACAGAGUGACCAUUCAUGACAUUGUCUGCCUCCUCAUCUCAUUCUUACUAUGUGAAACUUACCUUGCCACACGUUAACCAU
This is a messenger RNA of Colossoma macropomum (tambaqui), 2378 nucleotides long. It is a transcript of the gene pstpip1b, whose product is annotated as proline-serine-threonine phosphatase interacting protein 1b. Bases 1082 to 2296 code for a protein of 404 amino acids. The record is from RefSeq and is a predicted model, not a curated record. NCBI's taxonomy places the organism in Eukaryota, Metazoa, Chordata, Actinopteri, Characiformes, Serrasalmidae. The transcript is spliced from 15 exons. Gene Ontology annotation, biological process: actin filament polymerization. Gene Ontology annotation, cellular component: actin filament; cytoplasm; plasma membrane. Gene Ontology annotation, molecular function: actin filament binding.